CCUAUGUAUAAAAAUCUCACAUCUCCCAGGCUCACUUCCAAACUUCUCCCCAUCUCAUUUUCAUACCUCCAAGAUAUCCUUCGUGCGAACAGGAUGAAGUUUAUAUUCCUUUCGACAGCUCCUCACAGCUUUCUCUACCGUCUGGUUUCAGCACUGAGACAAUGAAUACACGUAGGAUUCAUUUAUUUACGUACACACGUCAGCAUGGACAAUACACACACAGAAUCCGGUGGAAAGGAAGUCAAGCUCGAUUACCAAUUCUCCCACGAAACUACGCACGUAGACACGGGUCCGGAUAUCUGGAUAUCCGAGUACACGGUUUCCAACUCCACCACAGGUCCACCACAACCCACCACAGAGCAUUUUUCGAAGGUCUGUGUCGAGGGGAAGGCGAAAGAGCUUACUCCUUAGUCAAGUGAAUAACUUGGAGUCUGAGAAUGAUUUCUAAUCGAUUUCUAAUCCGGUUUUCGUGGAGAUUAGAAGCAUUUCGAGGUUUUGUUUAUAUGGUGGG
Molecule: messenger RNA, 511 nt
Organism: Sclerotinia trifoliorum
Lineage: Eukaryota; Fungi; Ascomycota; Leotiomycetes; Helotiales; Sclerotiniaceae
Source: the annotation of a GenBank genome assembly